AUUCUGCAUUUCCGGGGAGGAAGACUGCAUUGUUUACCAACAGCCCUCCUGCCUGUCAGUUUGGGCACACUGCUCUGGAUAGCUGAGAAGAGCCAUCCAGAGCAGUGUGCUUACAGUGAAGCACACACCCCCAGCCCCAUAGUAAAACACUCCCAUCACACAGUUAACCCUUUGAUUGCCCCUCAUGUUAACCCAUUCCUGCCCAGUGCCAUUAGUACAGUGUCAGUGCUUUUUUUUUAGCACUGAUCACUGUAUUAAUCAGUCUGGGGAUGUCAGUGACACCAAGUCAGUUCCCUCCAGUGUCAGAAUGCCCGUCGCAGUCCUGCUAUAA
Molecule: messenger RNA, 331 nt
Organism: Staurois parvus
Lineage: Eukaryota; Metazoa; Chordata; Amphibia; Anura; Ranidae
Source: the annotation of a GenBank genome assembly